This is a messenger RNA of Medioppia subpectinata, 1836 nucleotides long. The record is from the annotation of a GenBank genome assembly. NCBI's taxonomy places the organism in Eukaryota, Metazoa, Arthropoda, Arachnida, Sarcoptiformes, Oppiidae.
UAAAUUCUGGUGCAACAAUGUUUGUAUUAUUAUCGCAAUGAUAACGGUGUACUAAAAUGUUUGAUAACACUCAUCACCACUAGUGUUAAGAUCGGUGUCUAAUAUAAGUGUGUUAUUUAUGCGGCAUCUGUUUGGGAGUGUAGGGCCGACACCAUCAACACAAUCGCCAUUCGCACCAUUCAUACCAUUCCCACCGCCAGAAGACAACGGACAGCAAGAAUUUGAUGCGAGAAUUAUCGCACAUAUCUCUUACUAUUCAUACAUUUGGCCAUUCAAUGCAUUUCCACACAAGAAUUGCAUUCAUAAUUCAUUUCUAUUGAAUUUAUUUUUGCUCACAUUAUGUCCGUGCGAUCCAUUCGCAUAUUAAGAUUACUGACUCCACUCUCAGCCAUAUCUUCAUCCGUGUCGACAGCAAUCGCUUUACUAACCAAUGAAUGGCUUCAUUCCAUUGAAUACAUGUCUAACAAAGACUAUCAGAAGUUCUCAAUGCCUCCAGAGAUGGAAUAUAAUGAGAAGAUCACUGUCUCUGGUCUUUGGCAGCUCUGCCAUAACGACCCCCCUCAAAAACUAAUGCACUGUUUUGUGAUCGACUAUUUCUCCAAUGAAGAGUACAGUCCGGACCCCAACGACUCAACAAAUGCAUUACCAUAUGCGGCGAAGAGGGCGGCGGUGUUUAUAAUGAUUAGUUGUGUUAUACUAUUAAUCGGACAGUUAUUAUGCUUUUUGGGUCACGUAUGCACCAGAAGAAGAGUGUUCACAUUCGCCGCCGGUAUUGCUUUUAUAAUCGCAGGUUUAUUAAUACUUGCCGGAAUGGUAAUAUACAUCUCAACAUUCAAGGCAGAGGUGGGCAACAAACUGCGGCCAAAGUCUUCAUUCCAGGGGCCGAUGUUUAAGUACCGCUACGGCUACUCAUUCCUGUUCGCCGUCAGCGGACUAAUACUGUGCGAAAUCGCCGGCACUGUCGCCAUAUUCCUCUACAUCCGUUUGCAUCAAUUCAAAUACAAGAUCGAGUACGAGAGGGAACAGUUCGUUAUGGUCGACGACUAUCUGCCCACACCCACAGCACCCCCGGGACUGACCACCACCGGGGCGGCCGUCGCCGUCGGCGAAGGGCCCAACUCUAUGGCCUAUUGCAAGCGUCACGGCUCCCGAGGCCGGCGCUACAGCCGCACCCGUGAACUGUCCCGCGAGACCAGUCCCUGUUGUCCGCCGACGUCGGCUCACUAUCAGCUCAAGUCCUCCUCCAGACACGGCUCUCUCAAUGUGCCCAACACUCUGAUGCCCACACUCUCCGACUCGAUGCGCGACUUAACUUAUUUCAAUUUCCCCCCGUUUUCGCGCGAAACCACCUGUAAUACUGUCUCGACGUCGGCCGACAUUAUGCGCGACUUCUCCCGCGAAUUCAUGACCCCUCAGCCCCACCACCGCAAAGAUAAUAUGGUGUCCACACUUGACUAUCCGCGGGAACUAAUGCCACGCAAAGAGUUCUCGUUGGAAACGCUCAGACGGACGACACCCGUGUGAAUGGUGUCUCUCUGUGCGCGUGUUUGUGAUGAGUAUAUAAUCGGUUUGUUGUGUUUUGUUGUCCCCACACAUGGAUGUGGUGCUAAUUGUUGUCCACCGGAGCGCCGUUGGAAUCAAGAGUUGAUUUGGUUAUCAUAUCAUCGAAACCAUAAUGUGUUACUCUGUUUAUUAUAUGCAACCAAAAUGCAGUUUUGUUUGAUUGUAUUAAUGAUAAUAAUAUUGUAUAAAAACUUAUUUUCAACGAAUUAUAAUAAGACCGCAAGAAUAUUCUGGACGUGUGUUUGAGUCUGUGUUAAGACUCGUUUUGAUAAC